AUGGCUUCAACUAGCAAUGGCACAGCCGACACGCUGGCGCAGCUCAACUCUGCGCGGGACCUUGCCUUAAAGGAUGCGAGUUACUAUCUCCAGAUCGUCCCCGCCGUCCUCGCGCUCGUCGGCCCUCCCGCCGGCUUGGACAUUCGAAGAUGGGGCGCGGAGUUCCUAGCAGAAGCAUUUGCGUCGCCCAGCCUGGCAGCGGAACGGAAGCAGGAGCUGAGCCUGACGGUUCUCGAUCUGCUGAAGGAAUACUUGGACACACCCGGGGAGGAUGUGGUGGUGGUGAAGAGUGUGGUACAGGCCGCCGCCAGCAUCUACCCGUUGGUUUUUAGGCAUAUCAUCUACAAUCCUACGAAUACAGCGACAUGGCAGAAGAUGACUGCCAUCAAAUCAAGCAUACUGCGAAGGAUGGACAGUGCCCCCCCGGGUGUCCGGAUAUGCUGCAUCAAGUUCGUCCAGCGCGUUGUACAGACGCAGACACCAGGCUUGAUAGCAGAUCCAAGGCGGCCGGAACAUAAUGAGAUCUCCUUAGCCUUGGUGCCUCGAGAUCAUCCCAUAAUCCCACCUUCCAAUCUUGAGGCGGAGACAUCUGGUCUCCUUGACCGGCUACUUGGUAUAUUGCAGGAAGAUAUCAGCGACCCCCUUCUCAUCACAGCUACCCUCAACAGCCUGGGUAGCCUCACACGAUCCCGUGCAUCAAUAGCCACUAAGAUCAUAUCUACUGUCCUGAAUUUCAACCCCUUCCGGCUCGUGAAACCCCCUGUUACGACGAAGAUGAAGGUUGUAGUAAGGUCUAUCGAGCGGACAACAAGGGCGCUUCUGCAGAACUUUGCUAAGAAGAAUCAAAACCACGCACUGGUAGGCAGAAUUGGUCAACACAUCGAGCAUCUCCACCAUGCUCGCGUGGCCAUGUUCGACGACAACAACCGCAAGCGCCCAGCACCCGUUGAGCCCACGGAUGGUCUGGAUCAAGCCAAGAGGCAGCGCCUGGGAGCCGAGGUCACAGAUGCUCCCUCACAAGCUCAGGAAGUGUUACCGCCACCUGGUAGUCGCACUUAUGCAUGGCUUUUCAACCGCAAUCCACAAGAAGCGUCCGCAAACUUUGACGUGAAAGCCAUUACGCCUGAAAUAGUGGCCAACAUAGUGUUGCCUCUAUUGAUCUACGCUGACAAAGCGAAAUUCGAUCAUGCCAUCAAUGCAACACAAGCACGCCUUCUGGCCCACCGCAGAGACCUCCCAGCCCGAACUGCUCUCGACGCCGCCGUCACAGCAACACAUAAGCCCCCCGCCGACGAAGACGAGGAAGAAUACGAGCCCGACUUCCCGCCAGCCGAAACCACCGAACAAAUCCUCAACAGGCUCGACAACGCGCCCCCGGAUGAACUGCCCCCAGAGCGCCCGCCUCCGGAAGUAGCACUCGGCCCGUUCAAGUUCCCGCAGCCGCCUCCGCUUACGGAAGCUGAGACGAUCGACUGCAGUAAGGACGUCGUCAACCGCGUCUUCGGCGUCAUGGCCGAGCUAGACGAGACGCCGGCGUCGAAGGCGCAGCGACCGGGCUUUAACCGGCUCGCAGCGAGCGGGUACGACCGUGAUGCGUGGGUCACGGUCAUCACGCGCAUAGCAACGCGGGGGGCGGCCGGGCUGGAGAAUGGCAUUGUCAAAGCUGAAGGCGAGGGGGAGCGGUCGAUAGCAAGGUACAAGAGUUUCUCGAUCAGCAACACGAUCCGCGAUGCGCUGUACCUCUAUGUCAUCGAGGAUUUCCGCCGCCGCAUCGAUGUCGCCAUCUCCUGGCUCAACGAGGAGUGGUACAACGACCGCAUCAUGGCCAAGCACGCUGGCGAUGCUGGACCGCCGGUCAAGCACUACGACAAGUGGGUCUUGAAGGUGCUGGACGGAAUCGUGCCGUACCUGGAUGCGAAGGAUAAGGUCCUUAUCCGCUUCUUGUCCGAAAUUCCAGGUAUUGGGGUUGAGGUGCUGGACAGGGUCAAGAAGCUGGCGCGGGAUCCGGAGAGGGUCAGCUUGGCGGUUAACGCGAUUCAUUAUCUCGUGCUCGUGAGGCCGCCGGUGAGGGAAUUGUGCGUUGAUGCGCUGGAAGAUCUGUGGAGGAAUUACGAUGAUGCGAGAGGUCCGACCGCGAAGGUUCUCAACAAGUGGCGGCCGCAUGUUCUACAGGAGGUUCCAAACGGCAUUGGUGCGCAGGUCAAAAGCGAAUGA
Molecule: messenger RNA, 2214 nt
Organism: Coniosporium apollinis CBS 100218
Lineage: Eukaryota; Fungi; Ascomycota; Dothideomycetes
Exons: 7
Coding region: 1-2214 (737 amino acids)
Cellular component (GO): mRNA cleavage and polyadenylation specificity factor complex
Source: RefSeq, a predicted model, not a curated record